CGCUGUAGCAUGCCUGAAGUGACGGGAAAUUCUUUGGAUCUCGCAGCACUUUGGCCAUAACGGAAGUCGGCUGAUCCCGAGCGCCAUUCAACCAAUAUACUACUACUAAUUUUUUCGUCAUUUGCUCGCUAAAUAUUUACAUAUGAAUCACAGAUGAAAUACAUGUUUAUUAUUUAUUUAUUUAUUCAUGAAUAUAAUGCAUAUCUCAAAUUGCUGAGAGUGCAUGUAUAUGAUUGUAAACUCUAUGAUAUAAUUGCAAUAUAAUAAGAACAAAAUGCUUAAGUGGCUAAUUGCUAUACUUUGUAUAGCAAUUGCAAAUAUUUCUUUGGACUAUACUUCUUUCAUCCAAGAUGAAAGUUACAAAUGUAAACUAGGAGCCAAAACUCCAUAUAGAUGUGUAGCUAAUUAUAAUGAUACACCAAUAAAAUAUUCAGGUUGUACAGAAAAAAAAAUCUGGUUGCUUCUACGGCAUGGCACCAGAUAUCCAGGCAAAAAGUAUAUACCUCGUAUGUUAGAUGAAUUGCCAAAAUGGAAACAUAUAAUAUUAAAGAAUUAUGAUAAUGGUGAAACAAGAUUGUCAGCUGAUGAUGCUGCUUUAUUUAAAAAGUGGAAACCAAUAUUUACUUCAAGUGAUACAAUGAAAUUAGCAAUAGAGGGUGAAAAUGAAAUGAUUGAUCUUGGGGAAAGAUAUCAAGCAAGAUUUCCAUCUCUGAUGCCAGAAGUCUACAGCAAUCAGACCUACAAAUUCAGAUAUACUUCAACUCAACGCACAGAGGAGAGUGCAAAACAUUUUGCUGUUGGAUUAUUUGGUUGGCAAAAAAGUCAGUCUGUUUGGUAUCCAGAACCAGCAUACAGAGAUCCUGUGUUGAGAUUUUACAAAGCUUGUCCUCGUUGGCGUCAAGAAGUUGACAAGAAUCCAAAUGCAAAAGCAGAAAAGAACAAAUUUUUGGAUAGCAAGAUUGUUACUGAUAUGUUAAAUAAUAUUAAAGAUUAUAUUGGCCACUAUGUCAAUUAUGAAACUGCAUUUUUAAUGUAUUCCAUGUGUGCCUUUGAGACUGCUUGGGAUCAAAAUAUAGUAUCUCCUUGGUGCAAGAUAUUUUCCUUAAAUGAUUUUAAGGUAUUUGAAUUUGCAGAAGAUUUAGGGCUUUAUUGGAUUGAUGGAUAUGGAUACCAGUUAACUUAUCAACAAGCAUGUCCUGUCUUAAAAGACAUGUUCGACUUCUUUGUGUCCAACAAAAGCCUAAUAACAACGGUUUAUUUUACACAUUCUGGGACAAUUCUAAAGUUACUGUCUUUACUUGGAGUAGCUAAAGACACAUAUCCUUUAAUGCACAAUUCUUUUACAUUGCAUGAGGAGGAUAAAAGAGCAUGGAAGACCAGUAUUAUUGAUGCAUUUGCAUCUAACAUUGCAUUCGUCCUAUAUGAGUCCCAGUAUUCUGUUCAUGCUUCAAGAACGACCAGUAUAUUUGCCAAACUGCCCAAGGAACAUGCCAUGUUCAAUAUCUACUAUGAAAGCUACAUAUCCAGAUAAUGAUGAGGAAUGUCUAUUUCAUGCUAUGUGCAAUAUAUCAACGUAAGAAAGUUAACAAAAAUGCUUUUGUAACAGAUUUCGUACAAUGCCUUGACACUUGUGUGGGUGUGUGUGUGUGUGCGUAUAUAGGCGCACAUGCCAUAUCUAAGUCAUUAAAUAUUUUUUGUAAAGCAAAUAUGUUAUUCGGAUAAACAAUAUGUUAAACAUGAUUCAGAAUUCGUGAUACUUGUUACGUGCGACAAAUUCACAUAUGUGAAAGAAGAAAAUCAUUAUCAUCAUCAUCUCUUAAGCUUCUUUUUAUGUCUUCAUAAAUAAUUAAAAAUGGCGAGGGUUUAUUUGUUGAGUGUACAGCCCUGAGGGGAAUAGGAAUCUGACUAUUGUAGACAGAAAUGAGCGCAACACAUGAGUUGCAUGACAAAUUCAUUACCAUCAUCAUCAUAACAAACGCAACGUUAAUAAAUUUUAUCAUUUAUAUCAAUUUAUUAUGUUGUCUUUUUC
Harpegnathos saltator (Jerdon's jumping ant) is the source of this 2029-nucleotide messenger RNA. Its product is annotated as Multiple inositol polyphosphate phosphatase 2. The coding region runs from base 275 to 1531 and encodes 418 amino acids. The record is from RefSeq and is a predicted model, not a curated record. The transcript is spliced from 9 exons. Gene Ontology annotation, molecular function: acid phosphatase activity; inositol phosphate phosphatase activity. Lineage: Eukaryota; Metazoa; Arthropoda; Insecta; Hymenoptera; Formicidae.